Didymodactylos carnosus is the source of this 522-nucleotide messenger RNA. The record is from the annotation of a GenBank genome assembly. NCBI's taxonomy places the organism in Eukaryota, Metazoa, Rotifera, Eurotatoria, Philodinida, Philodinidae.
AUGGAUAGUGACAUGUCAUUAUUUGAACAAGAUGAAAAUGAUGAAGCAUUAAAAUAUUUCAACAAAUCAACUGAAAUUUGUAAUAAAUCUAAACCAAAAAAUUAUUACGGUCUUUCAGUUGUAUGUAAUAACAUUGCCUCGAUUUAUAUGAAACAAGGCAAGUCUACUGAUCCAAUUAUAAUUUUUAAUGAUAUUCAUUAUUUAUUAACCAAUUUUUUUCCGAAUAAUUACAAUGCACUUGAAUUAAUGUAUAAUAAUACUGCCGUAUGUUACACGCAUCUUGGUAAUCAUCAGGAAGCAUUAAAGUAUAAUAACAAAGCACUAGAAAUUACAAAUAGUUUUUGUCCAAAUAAUCAUUCUUCAUCAGCAAGAGACUAUCAUAAUAUUGGCUCGAUUCAUCUGAAAAAUAACAAUUAUGAGGAGGCUUUGCAAAAUUUACAUAAAGAGCUGGGAGACAUCUCAUUUUCUUCAGAAAUGUUUGCUCUACGCGAUGAACAUAUUUGCAAAGAAUCUCUAGAUUGA